Echinostoma caproni is the source of this 633-nucleotide messenger RNA. The record is from the annotation of a GenBank genome assembly. Lineage: Eukaryota; Metazoa; Platyhelminthes; Trematoda; Plagiorchiida; Echinostomatidae.
AUGGUACCGGGAGCAACAGAAAAACCGGAAACCAAACCAGACGUCACGGAUUCUGAGUCCGACUCCGAUGACUCUGCCCCAGAACUCACGGAUGUGAAAGAUCAGGGCGAUGCUGCCAAAGCUAGCGCCUUAGCGGACGAAUUGCUAAGCCGCAGUAAACAGUCACGCAGUGAAAAGAAAGCACGAAAGGCAAUGUCAAAGCUCGGCUUGAAGCCCAUACCAGGGAUAUGUCGUGUGACUAUUCGCAAGGCUAAAACAAUAAUGUUUGUUAUAAGCCAAGCCGAAGUGUACAAAUCCUCAGCCUCUGAUACCUAUAUCAUUUUUGGAGAAGCCAAAGUGGAGGAUAUGUCUGCACAAGCUCAGAUUGCUGCGGCCGAAAAAUUGCGUACACAAGCAAUGAGUGGAACUGGAUUGGGCGGCACUGGUGCACUCGCGAAAGAUGCCAGUGCGGUCUCAAAAACGGCAAUCGCCGAAGAGUCCGAAGAUGAAGAAGAGCCCGAUGCAUCUGGCCUCGUGGAGAAAGAUAUCGAACUCAUUAUGCAACAAGCUAGCGUCUCCCGUAGUAAAGCUAUAAAAGCACUCCGAGAAAACAAUAACGAUAUGGUGAAUGCGAUAAUGUCCCUCACCGGCUGA